Teleopsis dalmanni is the source of this 1397-nucleotide messenger RNA. RefSeq lists its product as uncharacterized. Bases 128 to 886 code for a protein of 252 amino acids. Lineage: Eukaryota; Metazoa; Arthropoda; Insecta; Diptera; Diopsidae. The record is from RefSeq and is a predicted model, not a curated record. The transcript has 3 exons.
AGCUCGCACAUAAAAUGCUGGAGUGGUUAAAGAUGUCUCAUGUUGUUAGAAGUUAAUAUGAAAUAAUUUGUUUAUCAACAAAAGUGUAUGUAGUUAAUUCUUAUUCUAUUUCGAAUCGAAUUACAUUAUGGUUGAUCACAAUAUAAUAAUGCAAAGAAAUAAGCCACUAAACAGUGUCCAAAAACAAAUACUUUUUAAAAAUGUUGAGGCAAAUCCAGAUGCAGCUGAUAGCAUUAAUAAAAGUGAACAUCAUAAGCAAUUUUGGGAACGACUUGCAAAAGAAUUAAAUAAUGUUGGUCCGCCUAUAAAGGCAAUUAGUGAAUGGCGUAAGGCUUGGAGAGAUCAAAAACGUUACAUGAGUCGUAGAGCUACUACUCACCAAAAGUUAUUUGAAGAUGGAUGUAUAUUAUCAUCAGAUGAAAACACUUCAGUUAAUUUUUUUGAUGUGGGAGUAGAAAAUUCAGAUGAAGAAUGUAUGCCACAUUAUAAUAACAUAGAUCUCGCAGCACAAAAUGAAUUAAGCGAAGAGCAAUACACUAAAUCCAUUAACAAUCACACACAUUUUGAACCCAAAAUAGACUUAACGAAUGAGGACUCAAAUUCCAGCAAUUAUGAAGAAACGGAACAACCAGUUCAGAAUAAUACAGAAAAAGAAGAUAACAUCCCACAAUAUUCACUGGAAAAUUUAAAUACUUUACAUAAUGAAGUGCUUAGUAAUACAAACAGCAUUAAAAAUUCCUUAGAUCGAAUGUUCGAAGAGAUGCAAAGACAUAAUUUGGAAAUGGAAAAUUUAAAAAAAAUUGAAAUUGAAUUUAAAAUGAAAAAGUUCCAGAAAAUAGUGGAAUUACAGGAAAGGAAAUUGCAAAGAUCGAAGAAAAAUAAUUAAAACUUACAAUAAUAUAUUGUAUACACAAUAUAAAAAAAAUAUUGAUAUAUACAUUAUAUCAUACAUAAAAUGAUCUGUUAAGUUUGGAUGCUAUACUAAUGUGAAUAAUAUUUAAAAAGUUUAUAGAUUAAGUUAAACUUAAAUGGAUGCACAAUUUUUUAUUUGAAAUUUAUUCAAAUUAGAAUUAAACUAUUAUAUUACAAUUUUAAAUUCACUACCAUAUAUACAUUUAAAGAAACAUUACCCAUAACUUUCGUGCAACGCGCAUAGUCUAAUGCGUUAGUUUGGGUAAAAAUCCAUUCGACGUUUUCUUGUUUGCUAUGGUUCGUUAUGCUUGAAAAAUAACACAAUAAUUGGUUAUUGCAUAUGAAGCACAGGUUUCUGAAAAGAUUUGUUAUAUUAUUAUUUUUAUUACAUUACACAGAUUAUUAAACCAAUAGGUGUUUUCAAAGACCAGAAGUAUAAUCUUCAUUAUCAUCCCCAUUUUCGAACAUUUUUUCGAAAUGAAAAA